AUGGCUGACUUUGAUGAGGAAAACGCACGAUAUGAAGAUGAAUCUCCUCAUACGGCCAUACCGACCACCCAUAACUCCCUUCUACCUCCCGAGUUCCUCAAUCUGCAAGCCUUCAAACGAUCAACAUCAAAAGAAAUACUUUUCCAUGUCCUCUCCUUCAUCUCCUUCCCCGUAUUGACAGUCAUCUGUAAAUGGCGGCCACGCUUCCAUGUAUUUCUAAAUCGGAUCCCUGUCUCUUCCUUUCGAGACGCAGAGUACAUCUUACUGGAAGGAUCUAAAGGGCAGUUUCAUGAAGUCAAGACACACACGGUCCAGCUGGAAAGAAUUGUUGAUGUAGAUCAGUAUGGAAAGCAACAGGCUACAACAGAGCUAUAUCGCUGGUUUGAGUAUCGCAAACAGAAAUAUUACUGGUCUGAGCAACUGGGGUGCUAUACGAGACAUGUGUCGCAACUUCGGGUUGCAUUUGAAACAGUGCAUUCAAUGAAGACUGGACUCACGUCUGACGAGGUCGCCACUCGCUACCUCCAAGAUGGAUCAAACACGAUCGAAAUAGAGUCAGUCCCCAUACACAGGAUGAUACAAGACAAGAUUCUCCAUCCUUUCUACCAGUUCCAAAUUGCUUCCGCGAUCAUCUGGUUUUAUGGGAACUACAUCACCUAUGCCACUCUGAUUGUCGCCAUGAGCACAGCCAGCAUCAUAUGGGAAAUCCGCUCGGCCAAAAUGAAUGAAGGGGAUAUGAGAAACAUGAUCGAGCAAAGACAUGUAGCUAUAGUCGUUCGCGAUGGAGUCCACUGUGAAGUCGACUCGAGUGACCUCGUCACAGGAGAUUUGGUCGUGUUGAGCUCAAUAGAUACACGUGUUGUGUGUGAUAUGGUAGUAGUAGAGGGAGAGGUAGUAGCAGACGAGUCUUCUCUAACUGGAGAGACAGUACCAGUCGUAAAGUCACCGCUACCUCAAUUCCAUCCUAAUGGUGAUAUCUACACGUCCGAAAAGCAGAAAAACCAUACUUUAUUUGGAGGCUCGACCAUAGUUCAAGUGAAGAAGAGCAGUGUUGGAUUGGAGAUGGGAGCAUUAGCUAUUGUUGUUGCUACAGGGUUCUCUUCAACGAGAGGAGAAAUGUUUCGAACCAUCUUGUUUCCGAAACCAAUGGAUUUCAAAUUCAAUCGUGACUCGUAUCAAUUUAUGAUGAUAUUGGGUGUCGUGGCAUUGAUUUCCUUCCUCAAUCGUCUCGUUGAUGCGCUUACAGAUGGACGGACAUUUGGUCAAGCUCUGCUAUCAUCUCUCGAUUUGAUCACCAUAGCAGUUCCUCCAGCACUUCCGGUUGUAUUGACUAUUGGUAUCGGGUUUUCGAUGACCAGGCUGAAAGCAAAGCAAAUAUUUUGCAUCAACCCGGAGAGAGUGAAUUAUGCUGGACGAAUCAACACUUUUUGUUGGGACAAGACUGGCACUCUAACUGCAUCAGCACUAAGAUUUGCUGGACUUGCCAGAGCGCAAGAUUCAGCCUUCAGUGCUCUCGAGACGUCAGUAAAAGCAACAGCUGGAGACAUGGAACGAGUCAUGAUUACUUGUCAUAACGUGAAUCUCGUCCAAGAAAAGUUAGUUGGUCAUAGCGUUGAUUUGGAGAUGUUUAAAGCUACGAGCUGGAGCUUAAAACAGGACGUAGAGAACGUAAAAGAAGUACAAGGUCGUGUCGUAUUGGCCACGUGCUACUCUGCAACUACAUCAACCGAGUCAGAAUCAGCCAUUGUCGAAGCAACAGCCAAUCCAUUUGAAGAUCAUCCAACUACUUCAUCUCUUCGAAACGCAAUUCAUAUUAUUCAACGACAUGACUUUGAUGCAGCACUACAACGAAUGUCUGUAGUUUGUAUCGAGUCUGCGUCUGCAAGAUGUUUUGCUAGUGCUAAAGGUUCGCCGGAAGCUAUUCGACCAAUAUGUAGACCAUCAACUAUUCCGUCUGAUUAUCAUGUCGUGUAUCAGCAGUAUGCUUCGAUGGGUCUCUAUGUUUUAGCACUGGCUGAGAAGGACGUAUCACUGAACGACGCCAUAGACGAUCGAAGGUGCAUAGAACAUGAUAUGAAAUUCGUCGGAUUUAUAAUGUUUGACAAUCCCAUCAAGAAGGAAGCAUCAAAAAUCCUAAAAACUCUAGACAACGCACAGAUAAAAUCAGUAAUCAUAACCGGUGAUAAUGCAGAUACAGCUAUACACGUAGCUCGUGAAUUGAAAAUGAUAUUUGACGACGUCUUGUUGGCUGAUGUCAAACAUGGUCGGGCCGUCUUCCACCCAGUCGUGAACUUAUUGCCAAAUCAUCUUGGUCGUGAUGAAGAGUCCAUGUUUGAUGGUAAUUUAUCACCAACAAGUCCUUUGGAAGAUAUCUCCAAAGUCUGUGGAGAGUUGCUCAAGCCACCUAGUAUUGUCAUGACUGGAAGUGCUCUAGAAAUGGCUAUCAAAGGACUAGACAAGAAUACAUUAUUAUGGCUUAUACGCAAUACGAAAGUGUUUGCAAGAGCCAAACCAAUGCAAAAGAGCUGGAUUGUUGAGCAAAUGCAAAGUCUUGGAAUGUCUGUUGGUGCUUGUGGUGAUGGUACCAAUGAUUGUGGUAAUAGAAUGCUCAAAGCUGCUGAUAUUGGAAUCGCAUUAUCAAAUGCCGAAGCAUCUAUUGUUGCACCGUUUACAUCAGCCAAUAAGUCAAUUGAGGACGUACCAAUACUGUUAGCAGAGGGACGAUGUGCGCUUGAGACAUCAUUCACUGCUUUCAAGUAUAUGAUAUUGUAUCCUAUCAUACAGUUGAUGAUGGCUGCCAGCUUGAAUCAAAUUGGUUCAACACUGUCCAGCAAUCAGUAUCUCUUCGAUGAUCUUGCUAUAGUGUUGGUCUUGGCAUUGCUGAUGCUAUACACUGGACCAGCAAAGCACUUGAUUGCAGAUCGCCCAACAGAAGACCUCUUCUCACCCAUCAUUCUCGCCUCAAUCGGAGGCCAAAUCCUCAUAUGUGUACUAUUCUAUGCCGGAGUCACAGUACUCAGUCGCAUUCAGCCCUGGUUUUGCCCAACAUCAAUAGCCCUGUCAAGACUAAAUCUCGACACUUGGCAACCAGUAGAUCCAUCCGCAGACAUAUCAACCUCAUAUCCAUGUUAUUUUAUAAAUCCGCCAACAGACGUAUCCUUUGCCGACGGGCUCCUCAUAUCAUCACAAGAGAACGUCGUAACUUGGUUGUUUACGCACUUCCAAUACGUAAUCGUGGCAUUAGCAUUCAGCGUCGCCACAUCAUAUCGAAAGCCAUUCUAUACGAAUCUGCCAUAUCUCGCCUACAUGAUCUUCAUAUCGGCCGUGUUGACGAUGAUUGCCCAGUAUCCUUCAGAGUCUCGAUCGGCAUAUUUCUUGAACGCCGUAUUCUCUUUAAGGGCUGGCCUACCACGUAUCUUCCGUCUUGAACUGAUUACAAUAGCGUUUGCGCAGAUGCUAGUGGCUGUAUUGUGGGAGCUGGUGGUUGUUGAACGUCUAGUUAGGAUGUGGGUGAGGAAGAGGCAGACGGUUGCUGUUGAGACAGCGGAGACUCAUCGAGUGGCAAACAUACAAGCUAGGAAUAUGACGCCACAACAAAUGAUGCACAAUAGAUCGUGGAUGAGACAAGCUAGCAGUCGGUUCAAUAGAGGUGAUGAUGAUAUAGAGAUGUUGAUUGUAAGAGAAUAG
Synchytrium microbalum is the source of this 3687-nucleotide messenger RNA. RefSeq lists its product as uncharacterized. Gene Ontology annotation, biological process: intracellular calcium ion homeostasis. Lineage: Eukaryota; Fungi; Chytridiomycota; Chytridiomycetes; Synchytriales; Synchytriaceae. The coding region runs from base 1 to 3687 and encodes 1228 amino acids. The record is from RefSeq and is a predicted model, not a curated record. Gene Ontology annotation, molecular function: ATP hydrolysis activity; P-type transmembrane transporter activity; ATP binding. Gene Ontology annotation, cellular component: membrane. The transcript is spliced from 10 exons.